UAUAGAUAUUUCCAUCCUCUCCUUGGUCCUGCGCCACUGCACAAGUAUCGCUGCUGCUGCUGCUUGCUUCACGCGUCGCCGGAGUCUGGUCGACGGUGGGAUCCCGUGCAUUUAACCAUCUACGAGCUCCAUGGCCGCAAACUAACUGAGCUAGCACGUCCUGCGUCGCAUGGAGGUGGCUCUUGUGAGUGUGGCCACGGGGGCCCUUAACUCCGUCCUGGAGAAGCUGGGCACUCUGCUGGUCGACGAGUACAAUCGUCUCAAAGGGGUGUGCGGUGAGAUUAAGUUUCUAACUGAUGAGCUUACUGCCAUGCAUGCCUUUCUCCUUAAGAUGUCGGAGGAGGAGGAUCUUGACGUGCAGGACAAGGUAUGGAUGACCAUGGUGCGGGAGCUCUCCUAUGAUAUAGAGGACUCCAUUGACGACUUCAUGCAAGGUCUCGACCACAAAGACGCUAAGCCGGAUGGCUUCAUAAAGAAGAUCAAACACAUUCUGGGGACAUUGGGGAAGAGGAAGGCUCACCAUCGGACGUUCCAAGAUUUGAAGAAUCAAGUCAUUGAGGCGGGCGAGAGGAAUCAAAGGUACAAGACAACUCAGGCCUUCUCCAACACAAAAAAUGCAACCGUUGACCCUAGGGCUCUUGCUAUCUUCGAGGAUGCCUCAAAGCUUGUCGGUAUUGACGAACCCAAGGCUGAGAUAAUCAGAUUGUUGACAGAAGGGAAUGUAUAUGCGCCAGUGCAACAACAACAACCAAAAAUACUCUCCAUAGUUGGAUCAGGAGGAAUGGGCAAGACAACUCUUGCAAACCAAGUGUAUCAAGAUCUUAAAGGAAAAUUUGAGUGUCGGGCUUUCGUAUCAGUGUCACGAAAUCCGAACAUGAAGAAAAUCUUGAGAACUAUUCUCAGUGAAGUGGCAAAUAAAGAUUAUGCCCAUACCAAAGCUAGGGAUGAACAACAACUUAUCUCCAAGAUCUCUAGUUUCCUUGUUGACAAAAGGUACUUUGUUGUUGUUGACGAUAUCUGGGAUGUGGAUACAUGGAAUAUUAUUAAGUGUGCAUUCCCCACUACAAGUUCUAGCAAUAGAAUAAUCACAACUACACGUAUGAACAAUGUCGCUCAUUUAUGUUGUUCAUCACUAAAUGGCCAUAUUUAUAAUAUAAGGCCUCUCGAUAUGGGGCACUCAAGGCAGUUAUUUCACAGAAGAAUAUUUAAGUCUGAUGAAGAUUGCCCUUCCCACCUUCAAGAAAUUUCUAAGAAGAUAUUAAGAAAAUGUGAUGGGUUGCCAUUGGCGAUCAUUGCUAUAUCUGGUUUGUUGGCUAACAUAGAUAAAACAGAGGAUCUAUGGAAUGAAGUGAAAGAUUCAAUUGGGCGUGCACUUGAAAGGAAUUCUAGUGUUGAAGGCAUGAUGAAGAUAUUAUCACUUAGUUACUUUGAUCUGCCUUCUUAUCUAAAAACAUGCCUCUUAUAUCUGAGCAUAUAUCUGGAAGAUUCUACUAUAGAGAUGGAGGGCUUGAUAAGAAGAUGGAUUGCUGAAGGAUUCAUUCACAGAGAAGGCAAGUACAGUGCAUAUGAGUUUGGAGAAAGGUGUUUUAAUGAACUGCUCAAUAGGGGAUUGAUCCAACCUGGGGAGAUAGAUGUAUAUCAAAAUGUGAAGAGUUGUCGAGUUCAUGACACAAUUCUUGACUUCAUCAUAUCCAAGUCUAUAGAAGAGAACUUUGUUACUAUACUUGGGGUUCCCACUCUGACAAUUAGGAACCAAAGCAAAGUUGUUCGCCGACUCUGUGUACAAGGUGUCGAGAAAGGAAAUUCAGCAGUAUUGAUAGCAGAUCUCGUGUUUUCCCAUGUCCGAUCACUUACUAUGGUUAGGGGUCUAUUGGAAAUCCCUUCUUUGGAGGAGUUCAGACAUCUACAUGUUCUUGACUUGAUGAAUUGCUCCGAAUUGGAAGAUCAUCAUCUUGAAAAUAUAGUGAGGUUGUUCCAGCUGAGGUACCUAAAUCUCAAAUGUACAGAAAUAAGCAAGCUCCCAGAACAAAUUGGUCGUUUAGGAUGCUUAGAGGUGCUGGACCUAACAGGGACAUAUGUAAAGGAAUUACCUGCAUCUAUUGUUAACCUCAGAAAAUUGAUGCAUCUACUUGUUAAUGAUUUUGUUAAAUUUCCUGAUGGGAUUGCAAAGAUGCAAGCAAUAGAGACGUUGAAAGUUGUCAAUGCCUCCAUUCAGCCAUUAGACUUCCUGUGCGGCCUUGGUCAACUAAUGAAUUUGAGGAAUCUGCGGAUUCACCUUGAUUUCGGAUUUGAUUCUGACACUGAGGAUACAAAUAUGGUUGGGGGGGAGCACAACAAAGCUAUUGUCUCCUCCCUGUAUAAGCUAGGCACCCAAAAUCUCCGCUCCCUGACUAUUGGGGAUCGGAGCGGCCUCUUACAUGAGGAAUCUUUGUGCCUGCCUACCCUCGAUAACCUUUUUAUAUGGUUUCCAGCCUUCCCGCAGCCGACAUGGGUGGGCUCCCUCAGAAACCUCCAGCAGCUACGCCUUGUUGUGAAGAGGUUCAAGCAGGACGACCUCUGCACCCUUGGGGCUUUACCCAGUCUGCUCGUUAUGUAUCUGGUGGAACAAACAGAGUCAAGCGGAAAGCUCAGAUUCAGUGGUGAGGUUGGGUUCCGAUUCUUGAAGAUUUUUAUUUAUGGCGGAUGUUUGGAACCAGUAGAUCUGAUGUUUGGGACAGGAUCCAUGCCAAAGCUUGAAAAACUAGAGCUUAAUGCGUUUUGCAUGGUUGAAGCUAACUCUCUCGGCUUUGGAAUUGAGAACCUCCCCUGCCUCGCUAGUGUUAAAUGCAUUAUGGUUGUUGGUGAUGAUGGCAUUGUUGAAGCUGUGAAGACUGCCAUGGAGAGAGGAGCCAGCACACAUCCCAACCACCCUAGUCUACUCUUUCAGAGACGUUGAGUAAACAAGGCAAUAACCGGGGAGUUGUUGCUAUUCGUCGUCCGGCAGGCAUUGCAUGUUCUGAAGUUUAGUGUUUGUUGAGCCGUUGGUGUUGUUAGAUUUUCAUAAAAAAUCUACUCUUUGGGAGAUUUCAGUGAUAAUUUUAACAAAGAAGCCAACAACAGGGGAGUUGCUUCUGCUUGUAUUCCGGCCAGCCGGUUCUGAAGUUUAAUAGUGUUUGGCUCGAUUCAUCUCUCUUUUA
Messenger RNA from Triticum urartu, 3176 nucleotides. RefSeq names its product disease resistance protein RGA5-like. NCBI's taxonomy places the organism in Eukaryota, Viridiplantae, Streptophyta, Magnoliopsida, Poales, Poaceae. The record is from RefSeq and is a predicted model, not a curated record. Gene Ontology annotation, molecular function: ADP binding. Gene Ontology annotation, biological process: defense response to other organism.